Anopheles coustani is the source of this 1198-nucleotide messenger RNA. RefSeq names its product AP-2 complex subunit sigma (gene AP-2sigma). Gene Ontology annotation, cellular component: AP-2 adaptor complex; intracellular membrane-bounded organelle; membrane coat. Gene Ontology annotation, biological process: intracellular protein transport; clathrin-dependent endocytosis. Gene Ontology annotation, molecular function: clathrin-cargo adaptor activity. The coding region runs from base 176 to 604 and encodes 142 amino acids. Lineage: Eukaryota; Metazoa; Arthropoda; Insecta; Diptera; Culicidae. The record is from RefSeq and is a predicted model, not a curated record. The transcript has 2 exons.
GAAAUGAAAAAAUAGCUGGAUGAUUGAUAAUCAAUCUCGUCAAGUAAUAGUUUGAAGAUUUGGAUUGCAUAUUCGUAGCGCGUCGGAAAAACGCUGCGAAUAGUUAGUGGCCAGCGCUCUCUGCAAGAAAUUUCACCCCCAAAGGCACCGCUUAAGCUGACCGACAUCAUUCACGAUGAUUCGCUUCAUCCUGAUACAGAACCGUGCGGGCAAAACGCGGCUAGCGAAAUGGUACAUGAACUUCGACGAUGACGAAAAGCAAAAGCUGAUCGAGGAGGUGCACGCCGUGGUGACGGUGCGUGACGCGAAACACACGAACUUUGUCGAGUUCCGCAACUUCAAGAUCGUGUACCGCCGGUACGCGGGGCUGUACUUCUGCAUUUGCGUCGACGUGAACGACAAUAAUCUGUGCUACCUGGAAGCGAUCCACAACUUUGUCGAGGUGCUGAACGAGUACUUCCACAACGUGUGCGAGCUGGAUCUGGUGUUCAACUUCUACAAGGUGUACACGGUCGUGGACGAGAUGUUCCUGGCGGGCGAAAUCCGCGAAACAUCACAGACGAAAGUUCUCAAACAGUUGUUGACGUUGAAUUCGUUGGAGUAAGAACCUUGUCCCCUCUCCGAACGAUAUCCAGGACCGGGUGGAACUGUGUAGGUAUUAAUUGUUGCUCGAUGCUUCUCCUCAUCGCGAUGUAUGUUUUUCUUUUGUGUGUUACUCAACAUUUGCGUAUACCUGGUACCUUGCGGUACGUCCACUCAACGAUGCGUUGCACAGCACGCAAGACGAGCCAAUCGAUGGCACAAACAAACCGAGAAGAACUGAAUGAAUCAUUCCAAAAGAAUCAUUGAUUGAUGGCCAAUCGUCGUCGCGGUCGUUGACGUGAUGCGCUUGUAUGCCAUAUUUCAGGAACCGACCAGAACCAUCGUCUCAUUAUGCCAGCAUCAUUCAACUGCUGUUCAGCUUUUUGCGCUACUUUUCUCACCCCCCCAACCACCGGCGUCUUUUAGGGAUAGUCUUGGCGCUUGAACCACACUCACCGAUUGCCGGAUCAAUUCGCGCGUAUCGAUAGCUAAUUUCACGCUACCCAAACAUUGUAUGAUAACUGCUAGAAAGUGAGAGGAGAAGCACUGCCGGCUAGCAUGAGCAGACACCCAUUUCAAGAUUCAUACCAUAACUGUACGUGUAGUGAAGAAAGAU